Messenger RNA from Maudiozyma barnettii, 1173 nucleotides. It is a transcript of the gene PSG1, whose product is annotated as Psg1p. The transcript has a single exon. Bases 1 to 1173 code for a protein of 390 amino acids. The record is from RefSeq and is a predicted model, not a curated record. Lineage: Eukaryota; Fungi; Ascomycota; Saccharomycetes; Saccharomycetales; Saccharomycetaceae.
AUGAAGGUAUCUUUGCUGUUCGCAUCAACAAUUCUGCUGGGCCAGGUAUAUGGUUACAAACAGGUCCAUAAUCCAAAGGAGGAAAAGGAAAGUACUUCUGAAGAACAGAAGCCAUGGAUUCGUACAAUUUACUCCACUGAAAGAGAAAUUGUCACCCCUACUGUUAUUGACGGUGUUACAUUCUCAGCUAAACCAGCUCCUACAAGUGAUGCCCUUGAAGCAUGGGUUUCGUUGGAGAAAAAUGGUAGACCAAAGACCAUUAGACCUGAAAUUAAAAAUGGUCACACCAAAAGGGGUAAGCCAGAUUAUUCUACUUACUUCCAAACAGCUGCUGUACGUACUUAUUCGUAUGAAGACUUGAAGGCACAUAAUAUGGAUCCUAACGAAGUGUAUGAGGAAGAAUAUUUUAUUGAUGAAGACGAUACUUACACCUCUUUGAAUCCGAUUAUGAGAUGUACACCUGACAACUAUUUCUUCAAGGGUCUUUCUAAGGAUAUCUCUAGUGAACCAUUCUGUACUCCGAGGGAGAACUCAAUGUGGAAAAUUGGUACUACUUAUUUCGUUUCAUGGUAUACUCGUUUCUUUGAAAAUGAACAUAAUGGUAAAGUUGCUGAAAAUGUACGUAUCCAUUUGUCUUAUGUCAAAGAAAAGGCUGUUGAUAAAGGUUAUCACAAGAGGGAUAUUCCAGGUACCUUUUUCACUUCUGAAUGGAUUAAGAACAUUGAUGGUGUAUAUGCAAUUGAACCGGAAGAAGACUGGUUACAAGGUGUAUACGAACGUAAAAUAGUUCUAUCUGUUCAACCUAACUACAUUUCAGAUGAUGACUUUUCUCCGUUAGAUAAUGGUGUCUUAUUACACAUGAUAAUGGGUUCGAAGGUAUCCAAAACUACUAAGGAAGAAUGGGCUCUAGCUGAUGCAGGUAUAAGUGACAACAAAUGGUACUACGUCGCUUUGACCAUGCCUGCUGUAGCAGUUGUUGUCUUUGUCGUCCUAUAUUUCUUUUUGGAGGCAAAUAAAGGUAUGAGAGAUUUUUCAGAUAUUACAAAUAUUUCACUAAAUAAAAAGCGUAGAGUAUUAGGUAAAUUUGCUAAUAUGAAGAAGUUCAAAAACAUGAAAAAUCAUAAGUAUGAGGAAUUACCAAGUUACAAUAAAAAUAAGGGUAAACAAAGCUGA